This is a messenger RNA of Aureobasidium subglaciale EXF-2481, 2438 nucleotides long. RefSeq lists its product as uncharacterized. Bases 55 to 2352 code for a protein of 765 amino acids. NCBI's taxonomy places the organism in Eukaryota, Fungi, Ascomycota, Dothideomycetes, Dothideales, Saccotheciaceae. Gene Ontology annotation, biological process: RNA 3'-end processing. The record is from RefSeq and is a predicted model, not a curated record. Gene Ontology annotation, cellular component: nucleolus; TRAMP complex. Gene Ontology annotation, molecular function: poly(A) RNA polymerase activity; mRNA binding. The transcript is spliced from 2 exons.
CUCUCCUUCGCGCAACUUCGCUUUCAGACCGACAGUCUUGUCAAACACACACAGAUGGAUCAUUACGAACCAUCAUCACGACCUCAACGGACGUAUCCUCAACGCGAUCGUCCACCCCCUCCAUCGUAUCACGACGCGCCUCCACCACCGUCAGGCCCUCGCAGCGAUAUGUUCCAAUUCCGUGGCGCCGCUGGCCGUCCCGCCGGCGACAACUACCGUCCAAAUGACCGUCCGAGUGGUAGAAGAGAUAACUUCAACUUCUCUGCUGGCAACAAUGCGCCGUCCUUUGCGCCUUCCGACAACUACCCAGGCGCUAGAAGAGCCCCUCGGGACUCGCGUCGCGGCGGUCAACGUAACGCUCGUGGCCGCGGUGGUCCUCGUAGAUUCGGACCCAAGCCUGCACAUGAGCGCGAUUUGAUGCGCCGUCAGCGCGAACCCACUCCUGACCAGUUAGAAGGCAUGAACGAAGGAAAGGAGUCGCGUUUCAAGAUCCUCGACGAUCUUUCCGACGACGACGAGAACGAGAGCGAUGACAGUGCCAUGGAUCUCGAGGCAGACGCCCACGAUCCCACUGAUGCUUCUGCUCCACCUUCCUUCUCCAACAACGCCAGCCACUCCGAUGAUGACGACUCCGAGGACGAGCAUCCUAGAGCCAAGCGCGCUCGAGUCAAGAGUAAGAGUCCCGAGUCCGAGCAGGCCAAGCCUAAGUGGUCCAACCCCGAUCCAUACACUGUGCUGCCUCCACCUGGAGAGUCUGAUGCCAAGAAGAAGGAUGUCGUCAAGCUCAUCCGCAAGGCCAAGGUAGAAGCCGCAAAGCCUGCCGCCUCGGCUGCUGAGGGCGAGGACUUUAUCUCGCUCAACUUUGACGACGACUUUGCCCAGGAUAACAGUGAUGAUGAAGGUGGUAUCUCGCUCAACGGCUCCGUCAGAGACGAGCCUUCUCUUCCUCAUAAGCCCUCCUUCAGUCACUUAGAUCAUCUACACCCUGAUCGCAACCUCGCCCCACCGCCUCCUGCCGAACAACCUAAAGGUGUAAACAUGUCAGCGCCCAUGUCUCUGCCUCGCCUCGAUGUCUGGCCCCCACCAGCUGAUGUACACGGUGAUCCCUCAGGUCGUAGCCAGUACCACACUGGUAUGCAGAGACAAGAGGCCAAGGAUGCAGCAGCUCCUGUACGCAAGGAGAACAACAAGAAGCGUAAGCGUCGCGACGAUACUCACGUCGGCGAUAUUGUUGACGAAUGGAGGGCUCCCGUGGACACUGACCCUGCUCCAUGGUUUGCCAACAAGCUCCAAGGCGCUCGUGCUGAGCAGUGGCUCCACAACGAAAUUCUUGACUUCUACAACUACGUCAAACCUCGCGAUUUCGAGAACCAGGUUCGUGAAGACCUGGUCAAGCGUAUGGAGAACGCUGUCAAGAAGACUUUCCCUGACCUGAACAUUCGUGCCUUUGGCUCGUUCGCUUCUGGUCUCUACCUGCCCACUGCUGAUAUGGACCUCGUCGCAUGCUCUUCUCGUUUCCUCAAUGGUGGCCCCGAAAGUAUUGCUUGUACCAGAAACUGGAUGUAUAAGUUUGUUGCCUGUCUCAAGAGGGCUGGAAUUGUCGUCGAUAGCUCGGUCACUGUCAUCUCACAAGCCAGAGUGCCGUUGGUCAAAUUUGUUGAGAGGGCAACCGGUUUGAGGGUUGAUGUUUCGUUUGAGAAUGAUAGUGGACUUCUCGCAAACAAGACCUUCCAAGCCUGGAAGCAGCAAUACCCUGCCAUGCCGAUAAUUGUAUCGCUCAUCAAGCAGUUCCUCGUCAUGAGAGAUUUCUCCGAGGUCUUCAGCGGUGGUCUUGGUGGCUACUCAGUUAUCUGUCUGACCAUCACAGUGCUUCGCGUUCUUGAGGAGCGUCUAGGCCGUGACUGGGACCCUAUGGAAAGUUUGGACACGGUUUUGAUGACCUUCUUUGUGCACUUCGGUAGGGACUUCAACAUUGAGAAGCAUGGUAUCCAGAUGGAACCUUGGAACGUUGUCUCAAAGAAAUCAUGGAGAAACGCCAAGGGUCAACCAUCCAAGCCCGAUCGACUCCUCAUCAUCGACCCCAACAACUUCAACAACGACAUCUCAGGUGGCUCUGGUUCAGUCUUAAAGAUCUUCGACAAGUUCGCCGAUGCUUUCAAAGAGCUCAACAUCUGUAUGUCGGAUGCUGAGGAUACACACAGGGAGAAUGGAGAUGUUAUCAGUAUUCUUGAGCGUGUGUGGGGUGGCAACUAUGCACUCUUUGAAGCGCAACGUUCUCGUCUCAGAUCUGUAUGGCAGCAAAAUAUGGCAAGGUAUGCUGCUAUGCACUCAAACACCAGAACGAACACUUGAAUAACGGUAACGUCCAGCGGCAGCAACUUCCCGCGUGGCAACAACAACAACCAGAGCGGAAAUAGCCAUGGUGGCGGCUAUCAAGG